This is a messenger RNA of Ceutorhynchus assimilis (cabbage seed weevil), 2776 nucleotides long. NCBI's taxonomy places the organism in Eukaryota, Metazoa, Arthropoda, Insecta, Coleoptera, Curculionidae. The record is from the annotation of a GenBank genome assembly.
UCAAAGUCUAAUUAAAGCAAUUUCCGUGAAUCUUUUUGGAAAAAUGUACAGCCAUCAAGUUGGAUCAUAGUUUAGUCCUAAAAGUAGAAAAACCAUUCACCCUCGUACUAAAACAUCACUAUCAAUUUCCGCAAACUUGGAGAAACUCGGCGCAUGUCAGCAAUUAUUCUCCACUUUCAUCCCUCCGUUUCGUUUUUGUAAUGUGCGGGAACAGCUGAAAAUCUCCAACAUUCUCCCUUAUUUGAAAAACUGCAAGUCUACAAAUGGGGUGAAUUUCGACGUCAGAAUCAAUAUUGCGUAGGUGCAUCAUGUCUCUUUCCGCUUCAAGUACACCAAGGCGAAAACCGACGUUUCCCGGGUCCCUGACCGAUCUCCAUCGAUUCAGGAAAACAACCCAUGGUCAUGACGGAUCCAGCAGAAUCGUCAUGGUCCGAAAAACUGACCAGCGAACGUUUGCCAACAUGAAAAAUGGAGAGGAACCAACAUUGGAAACAGUCACACGGGAGACGAUCGAAACUUUUCGAGGACAAAGAACAGAAUGCAAAGUAACCACUGAAAAAAAAGAUUUUGAAGAUAAGUGCCCGCAAGACAUUAUUCAAGCACUUGCAGAAAAAGCUACAAAAAGUAAAAUAUCUGGUGUAAAGAAACCUUUGAAUCCCAAAAUGGAUUUCCAGAAUGAAUGCCUAAAAGCCCACAAUGAAUACAGAAAGAAGCACGGUGUGCCGUCAUUAAAAUUGGACAAAGAAAUUUGCAAGUUCAGCCAACAAUGGGCUGAUCAUUUGAUAAGAAGAGGUGCCUUAAUACAUAGCAAUAAUCGAGACUACGGUGAGAAUAUUUUUAUGGUACAAUCGUCAAAUACAAAUUUCACUGUAUCUGGAAAAGAGGCUGUGGAUAGUUGGUAUGAGGAAAUCAAGUUUCAUAAGUUCGGUUUUGAACCCAAAAGUUUAGCUUCUGGUCAUUUUACUCAGGUAGUGUGGAAAGAUUCGAAACAGCUUGGAGUAGCGUUUGCCAAAAUUGGCGGUAAAGUUGUUGUAGUGGCGAAUUAUUAUCCUGCUGGAAAUAUGAUUGGAAGUUUCGCUGAAAAUGUUCCGCCGCCUGGCGGAGUAUCGCCGACUCCAAGUCACAAUAAUAACAAUACUAUAGAGUUACCAACCCAACUUAGUCGACUCUCUCUUAGUAGCAGAAGUUCAACAAAAGAUCUGCGUUCGAUUACCGAAGCAAACUUCGAAGAAGAUUUCUUGCAAGCCCACAAUAACUACAGAAGAAAACAUGGAGUGGCCCCUUUAAAACUUGACAAAAGCCUUUGCAAAUAUGCUGAAGAAUGGGCCAAACAUUUGGCUUCGAGGAAUAUAUUAGAGCAUCGCCCUGAAAGUAAUAAGGGCGAAAAUAUUUACUGCCUGUAUUCAUCGGAUUCAAGCUUUAGAAUUAAUGGAAAUACUCCGGUGGAUACUUGGUAUGAAGAAGUCAAACUUCAUCCAUUUGGGCGCGAACCUAGCAAUCUCAAAUCCGGUCACUUUUCUCAAGUAAUAUGGAAAUCAAGCGAAAUCUUGGGUGUGGGCGUUGCCAAGUCUACUCAAGGAAGCAUUUACGUUGUAGCCAACUAUUUUCCAGCUGGUAAUUUUGUGGGGCACUUUAUUGAAAAUUGUCCUCCUGUAAAACCUCAAUUUUACAAAGACAUAUCUGAUAGCAGUAAGAAUGAUGAUAGAUCAACUGCAUCAUUUGGUAGUGGAAUUGCAGAAGAAAAAAAGAAGACUGAUGUUAUUGAUGUAGAUGAGUUUUGUGAAGAAGCUCUUAAGGUUCAUAAUGAGUAUAGGAGGAAACAUGGAGUACCUGAGAUGUCUUUGAAUGAGGAUAUGUGUAAAUUUGCUCAAAAUUGGGCUGAAACUUGCGCGCGUACAGCCAGCCUACAGCAUAGAGCCAAUAACCCUUAUGGAGAAAAUAUUUUCUCUAUGUAUUCUUCAGACUUCGCCCAUGUACCUACAGCGCGGGACGCUAUAAAAGAAUGGUACGAUGAACUCAAACAGCACAAUUUUGGCGUUGAGAAAGUUCAACAAGGAAGCCUUCAUUUUACUCAAAUUAUUUGGAAGAACUCUAUUGAGUUGGGAGUAGGGAUAGCUAAAAAUAGAAGAGGGCAAACUUAUGUUGUUUGCAACUAUAGUCCAAGAGGGAAUUUUGUGGGGCAAUUUAUGGAAAAUGUGCCCAAAAUGAGGUCUUGACGGCUGAAGAGCGUCAGAUUUUUAUUAGUACCUAAUUCUACACUUUAGAACAUUCCAUUAAUCAUGCCAAAGAAUCUGUCUGUGGUGCUUGAAUAGUUACUAUACCUAUUAAGUCAAAUAACAAUUUUAUGCUUAUCAUCAUCAAAGAAAUAUGUGCAUAUUCCACAUUUAAAUUCUCGUUUAAAUCUGAUUAAGUAAAAAUGCACUUUAAUUUUAAUGUCUGAUAUUUUCCUACAGGUUUUCAAGCCGUCCUAAAAAUCUCAUCUUACACUAUUUUGAUAAUUUAGGUAAAUUUUCAAUGAUUAAUAAAUCAGGGUGUCACAGUAUUUAGAAACUAUGUAAGACUGUCUUGUGAGUGCAUGUAUUAUGUAUGAAUACUUAGUGAAAAAUAAUCAUUCCACAAUAAUAAUCAUUUUAUACCUUUAUUAGAACAGUGAUCGAUAUACAAAUGUAUUAUAUUUUUACUUGACUUUUUACUUAUUCUUGUUGUCAUUAUUAAAAUAAUUGUUAAUCAAGAAAAAAUAGAGUUUUUUUAUUACUAUUGGGUAUCAAAACUCAAU